Ophidiomyces ophidiicola is the source of this 1206-nucleotide messenger RNA. RefSeq lists its product as uncharacterized. The record is from RefSeq and is a predicted model, not a curated record. Bases 1 to 1206 code for a protein of 401 amino acids. The transcript is spliced from 2 exons. NCBI's taxonomy places the organism in Eukaryota, Fungi, Ascomycota, Eurotiomycetes, Onygenales, Onygenaceae.
AUGCAUCGCUACUCUCCAUGGACUACCGCCCUUGUGGCCCUACUCUCCCUUGGAGGUGUAGACGCGUCAAUACCUUCUUUGCCACAGGAGACUCCUAUCGGCCUGAUGGCUGCUAUUGGAAUCUCUCCACGGCCUACAGACCCACCAGGCCUCCCUGCCGGCCUUCCUCGCGAGCUGAUGCCUCGUCAGAAGAAGACUACUCUCCCACUGCCUCCUCCAGGCUAUUAUUGUGGGCUGGUCGAAGGCGACCCUGAGAACUUGUUGACCUGUGUCAAUGCCAGAGCAAACUGCGUUCACCAAGGCACCGCCAUUGGCUGUUGUGUGAGCAAAAAUAUACAGGACUGCACAAACGUGCCGUCCACAUGUGUCAACUCUGCCGACGCUUGUGAUGCUGCUUGCAAGGCAAACACAAGAGUGCUGAAAUGCACUGUCACAACAGAACCAUAUUGUGGAAUAUAUUCCUUUGCAGGAGGAUCAACGUUAUUUGGCUGCCGAGCAUUUGCAACAGUGACGUCCUCGGUACAAAAACUAGACGAUUACUAUUCCUCGGUUUAUGGUGCGAGCUGGACCACCGCUUUAGCAGCCUCGACAUCUAGUAUCAUCGACAUCCCAACGCGCAGCUCCGGCGGCGUCUCCACUUCCUCCAGCCAGACAUCGUCCACCACCGCAUCGGGCUCCAGCUCACCAAGUCCGGACGACAACAAAACCCUCUCAAGUGGCGCCAUUGCCGGCGUAGUUGUCGGUGCCUGUGCCGUGGUCGGUAUCAUCGUUGCCUUUGUCAUCUGGUUCUCCUGUGUUAGGAAGAAAGACAAAGAAGCCACGGGCCCUCCCAUCGCCCCAUCUGAUGGCCCUCCACCUAAUCAAGAGCAAUACACCGGCCAGCCCCCCAACCCUCAACUUGGUUACUACGCGCCCGUCCCGCAAGAACAAAAACCCGUCGACACCGCCCAGCCACCCUCUUAUGGCUACGAAAAACCACCUCCACCCCCAAACAUGGCUGAAAUGCCCGGCUCGGGCCCGCAACCACCGUUGCCUAACUCGCUCCAAAGCGGCCAGGCUGCGGAUUACUACAACCAGCGCGCAAGUAUGGGACCGCCCAGUCCACUGAGCCCCGGCACAGUAAGCCCCGGGAGUCCAACGGCAAUGCACUCGACGCAUGCUGGCCCGGUGCCCGAGCAGAUCUACGAAAUGGGCCCGGGACGAUGA